Scophthalmus maximus (turbot) is the source of this 2835-nucleotide messenger RNA. RefSeq names its product heat shock protein 90, alpha (cytosolic), class B member 1 (gene hsp90ab1). Gene Ontology annotation, biological process: protein stabilization; protein folding; cellular response to heat. The transcript is spliced from 12 exons. Gene Ontology annotation, cellular component: plasma membrane; perinuclear region of cytoplasm; protein-containing complex. Gene Ontology annotation, molecular function: ATP-dependent protein folding chaperone; ATP hydrolysis activity; ATP binding. NCBI's taxonomy places the organism in Eukaryota, Metazoa, Chordata, Actinopteri, Pleuronectiformes, Scophthalmidae. The record is from RefSeq and is a predicted model, not a curated record. Bases 185 to 2374 code for a protein of 729 amino acids.
ACUAGUUCCAGCGACGGUGUGCGCCGCGCGGAGUGAUACGGGGCCGCACAACUGCGGAGCGUGUGUAUAAAGAUUCCGGUCUAUUAAAAGGAAGUCCCUUUCCAUUUCCCUGCGUCAGAGAGCAGAAGGGGACUGUACUUUGGUCGCAUUUUAAUUCAAGAAAAAGUCACCGAAAUAAGCAAAGAUGCCUGAAGAAAUGCACCAAGAGGAGGAGGCUGAGACCUUUGCCUUCCAGGCAGAGAUCGCUCAGCUGAUGUCCCUGAUCAUCAACACUUUCUACUCUAACAAGGAGAUCUUCCUCAGGGAAUUGAUCUCCAACGCUUCUGAUGCUUUGGAUAAAAUCCGCUAUGAAAGCCUGACUGAGCCCACCAAGCUUGAUAGUGGCAAAGAUCUGAAAAUCGAGAUCAUCCCCAACAAAGAGGAACGCACCCUGACCCUCAUCGACACUGGAAUCGGCAUGACCAAGGCCGACCUGAUCAACAACCUGGGAACCAUCGCCAAGUCUGGCACCAAGGCCUUCAUGGAGGCCCUGCAGGCUGGAGCUGACAUCUCCAUGAUCGGUCAGUUUGGCGUGGGUUUCUACUCCGCCUACCUCGUUGCCGAAAGGGUGACUGUCAUCACCAAACACAACGAUGAUGAGCAGUACGCAUGGGAGUCCUCUGCCGGAGGGUCCUUCACAGUCAAGGUUGACAGCGGCGAGCCUAUGGGCCGUGGAACAAGGAUCAUCCUGCACCUGAAGGAGGACCAGCUGGAGUACAUUGAGGAGAAGAGAGUCAAGGAGAUUGUCAAGAAGCACUCGCAGUUCAUCGGCUACCCCAUCACCCUGUUUGUGGAGAAGGAGCGCGACAAGGAGAUCAGUGACGACGAGGCAGAGGAGGAGGAGAAGGAGGAAAAGGCGGAGAAGGAGGAGAAAGAAGAGGGUGAGGACAAGCCAAAGAUCGAGGAUGUGGGCUCGGACGACGAGGAAGACUCCAAAGACAAGGACAAGAAGAAGAAGAAGAAGAUCAAGGAGAAGUACAUCGACCAGGAGGAGCUGAACAAGACCAAGCCCAUCUGGACCAGGAACCCCGACGACAUCACAAACGAGGAGUACGGCGAGUUCUACAAGAGUCUGACCAACGACUGGGAGGAUCACCUGGCUGUCAAGCACUUCUCUGUGGAGGGCCAGCUCGAGUUCCGUGCUCUCCUCUUCAUCCCCCGCCGCGCUCCCUUCGACCUCUUUGAGAACAAGAAGAAGAAGAACAACAUCAAGCUGUACGUCAGGAGGGUCUUCAUCAUGGACAACUGUGAGGAGCUCAUCCCAGAGUACCUGAACUUUGUCCGUGGUGUGGUUGACUCCGAGGAUCUGCCCCUCAACAUCUCCAGAGAAAUGCUGCAGCAGAGCAAGAUCCUCAAGGUCAUUCGCAAGAACAUCGUCAAGAAGUGUCUGGAGCUCUUUGGCGAGCUGGCUGAAGACAAGGAGAACUACAAGAAGUUCUACGAGGGUUUCUCCAAGAACAUCAAGCUCGGUAUCCACGAGGACUCCCAAAACCGUAAGAAGCUCUCCGAGCUGCUGCGUUACCAAAGCUCCCAGUCUGGCGACGAGACGACCUCCCUCACAGAAUACCUGUCCCGCAUGAAGGAAAACCAGAAGUCCAUCUACUACAUCACCGGUGAAAGCAAGGAUCAGGUGGCCAACUCGGCCUUCGUGGAGCGCGUCCGCAAGCGCGGCUUCGAGGUCCUGUACAUGACGGAGCCCAUCGACGAGUACUGCGUCCAGCAGCUGAAGGAGUUCGACGGUAAGAGCCUGGUGUCGGUCACCAAGGAGGGCCUGGAGCUGCCCGAGGACGAGGAGGAGAAGAAGAAGAUGGAGGAGGACAAGGCCAAGUUCGAGAGCCUCUGCAAGCUCAUGAAGGAGAUCCUGGACAAAAAAGUGGAGAAGGUGACGGUGUCCAACAGACUGGUGUCCUCGCCCUGCUGCAUCGUGACGAGUACUUACGGCUGGACGGCUAACAUGGAGCGCAUCAUGAAGGCCCAGGCGCUCAGGGACAACUCCACCAUGGGUUACAUGAUGGCCAAGAAGCACCUGGAGAUCAACCCCGACCACCCCAUCGUGGAAACGCUCCGGCAGAAGGCCGACGCCGACAAGAACGACAAGGCGGUGAAGGACCUGGUCAUCCUGCUGUUCGAGACCGCCCUGCUAUCCUCGGGCUUCUCCCUGGACGACCCUCAGACCCACUCCAACCGCAUCUACAGAAUGAUCAAACUCGGACUGGGUAUCGAUGAUGACGACGUUCCCGUGGAGGAGACCACUUCCGCAGCCGUCCCAGACGAGAUCCCUCCCCUAGAAGGCGAAGGAGAGGAUGACGCUUCACGCAUGGAAGAAGUUGAUUAAAUCGACCGGCCCCUGCUCCCAGAUUUUUAACACUUUAGCCUCACUUUUCAAUUGUUCAUUCCUUAAAAAAAAAACGGCAGUAAAUUGCAAAACAAAUAGUCAUUCAUGUUUGUGUGGUGGACCAGUGUUGCUCUUGCGUCCGGAGCAUUUACUCUGCAAACGCCCCCCCCUUUUAAGAAAAGCGAUUUUUGGUUCUUGCUGUAAUAAGUUCAUGGUGACAGCACAUUUGUUCAUCAAAGUACCCUGUUGCACUGAGUUUUAAAUGUCCGAGUGGUAAACAUGUGAACACGGGAAUGGUACAUUCCAGUAUCGGGUCUGGAGGGUUCGGGGAGGUUCUGCUCAUGUGCAACACUGCACGCUGCAUGGAGAGAGGACUGUAUGAUUCCUUUUGCCUGAGUCCAGGCUUGUCUGUAUUCCAAGUCGUCUUUGUUUUGCAAAAAAUUAAAAGAUGUAAUACCUUA